This is a messenger RNA of Ostrea edulis (European flat oyster), 3497 nucleotides long. Its product is annotated as RNA demethylase ALKBH5-like. Gene Ontology annotation, biological process: mRNA processing; mRNA export from nucleus. NCBI's taxonomy places the organism in Eukaryota, Metazoa, Mollusca, Bivalvia, Ostreida, Ostreidae. The coding region runs from base 83 to 1297 and encodes 404 amino acids. Gene Ontology annotation, molecular function: oxidative RNA demethylase activity. The transcript is spliced from 3 exons. Gene Ontology annotation, cellular component: nucleus. The record is from RefSeq and is a predicted model, not a curated record.
AUUUCAUAAGAGGUGUUUCAACAAGCCAUUAAAUAAAAUUUUGGUGUAAUGAGUUUUUUUGUUUAAUUUUUUUUUUUCACUUAUGAGCUUUCAUAGAAAUGUGCUGACGGUGCCUUCAUAUUUUCCCGCGAAAAUUGUGUUUUUCGAAGUGCAUUCUGGGAGACACGGAAAAUGUGCCAAGAUGGCUGAAAACUUCAAGGAUUUACGUCUGAAGCUACAGUCUCCACAAAAUAACACAUCAUCAAAGCAUAACAAGGACAAGAAGUCAGACAGGUCUAGGAAACAUUCCUCGAAUGGCGAAUACAAGUCUAAGUCACACUACCAAGACUACGACAACAGCUGGCACCAUGCCGAAGAGUUAAGUAAGGUUCACGCUGGAAUCAAGCAACGUCGCUUGUUUACCGAUGAUCAGUGCGAAGAAAUUGAGAAGAAAAUAAACGACACGGUCAAAAUUGCAGAUAAAGGAACAUACAAGCAACACACAGUCGACAGGGCCCCUCUUCGGAACAAGUAUUUCUUUGGGGAGGGAUACACCUAUGGAUCCCAGUUGCAGAAGAAGGGUCCAGGAAUGGAACGGCUUUACCCGAAGGGCGAAGUGGAUGAUAUUCCGGACUGGAUUCACGAACUUGUUAUCAAACCUUUGUACGACGCGAAAAUCGUACCAAAGGGUUUUGUCAAUAGUGCUGUCAUAAACGAUUACAUGCCUGGUGGGUGUAUCGUGUCGCACAUAGAUCCACCCCAUAUUUUCGACCGCCCCAUUGUAUCAGUGUCUUUUUUCAGUGAUAGUGCUCUUUGUUUUGGUUGUAAGUUUUCUUUUAGGCCAAUCAGAGUAUCUCAACCAGUCCUGUGUUUACCUAUUGACAGGGGAUGUGUCACAAUGAUCAGCGGUUAUGCAGCAGAUGAUAUUACACACUGUAUACGUCCUCAAGAUGUGGUGAAGAGAAGAGCAGUCAUUAUUUUACGAAGAGUUUUCCCAGAUGCCCCAAGACUAGAACCAGUCUCAGAAAAACAGAUUUCUCGGAAACGUAAGCGAAACAGUUCUGUAUCUGAUUCUGAUGAUGACCACCACAGAAAAAGCAGGAGAACUGUGUCCAUUCAGAAAAGCAAGCAUCGUUCAAGUAGUUACCAGUCCUCAAAGGUGAGGAAAACAGAGGGAAUUAGUCACAUUCAGCCAGUCAGUAAAACCAGCGACAGUCAGGACAGCAGCGAGGAGGAUGUAACAGUCACAACACCGAAAAAGAGCAUUCGACAAGUCCGAGUGUCUCGAAUGGCUCGACAUAGAAAACUCUGUUGGUAGUUUGUUAAACUUGAGAGUAGACAAGGUUUUUUUGAUUGUUUUGGUUGCCAAAGUAUACAUUGACUAGUGCAGUGUGCACAUGUGUAUUUCUGAUUUGCUGUAAAAAGAAUUUAAAAUAUCAUUUGAAAGAUAAAAGGUCUUUAUCUUUUUCGGAAGUCACAAGUCUACAUUUUUCUUUGUGUAGUUCAUGUGAAGGGCAUGGUAUAAAAUUUGUAAAAAGGAAGUACUUUUUAAAGUCAUUGAAUUCACAAGACAUGGAUGAAGAGAAUUUUGUUCAUUAAAUAUUUGGUUGCUUGCAUUUUGAACAUGUCUACUUGCAUCAUACCACAGAAGAUUUGAGUGAUGAUAACAUUUUCAGUAAAAUCGCAUGCAAAAUAUGUACUGUAAGUGAAAAUCAGAUCUAUUUUCAGUUUGCUGAAUUGUCCUAACAGUCAUACUAUUAUUAUGAACGAUCUUUCUUUUAAAAGAUGUAAUUACGUUAUGAUUCGUGAUCAUUUGAUGAGUUUGAUGCCAGUGAUAUGCUGAUUAUUGUCCUGUCAGUAAAUUGUAUGUUAAAUCACCCUGAUCCAUAGAAUUGUACAAAUGUGUAUUGUUACAUUGGUCUGCAAAACAUUUAUUCAAUGCACUUAAACAGUGUGUAGAAAUGAAAACCUUUUCCGUCAUUACUGCGUGCUCUUAUUUCAGUGUGAAUAUCAUGACAUUCUCUAGAAUUCAUUUUAGUGUGCAUGAUUUUUUUUUUCCUGUUGAAACACCACUUUUCUGUUCCAUCGUUGUCAUUAUAAGGGUGAAUCCUCAUGAUCAUGUGUAUUGUCUGUAUGCUUUUUCAACAUAAAACAUGCAUUAAUUGUUUAUUCAACAAAAGUCGAAAAGGAGAAAGAAAGUUUAGAAUUGAUAUGUAUGAUGCUGUUAAUGAUGAUAGUUAAAACAAUGUAGUGAAAAGCUAUAGCUGACAUCUGAUGUUAUUGGUGCAUGCUCAUGUAGAUGUGCUGGAUGUGUCGUCAUUCGAUUAGGGUCGGCGUAAAGCAGCACUUUUAUUAAGUGGAAUUAUGUGUUCAUAGAAAGAUGUGCUUUAAAGGAUUUCCCCUGCAACUUACGAUAGAGAUUUUGUUCAGUGCAAGAGAAAUGGGCAUGUACAAUGUAACCAUACCCUCUCUUGCAUUACAAGUGUAUAUGUGAUAUAAUGUAAUCACAGUCGUGGAUAUAUCAAAGCAGAAUUUUCAGUUUUUAUCAAAUAUUGUCCCAUAGAUCUUUGAAUUUGUAAAAGAUGAAAAUAUUGAGAUGUGCACUCGAUUAGAAAUUUAAUUACAAUAUUAUUUUUCAUUUUACAGCAAUGUUUCUGGUGGUUUGAAAUGCUUAUGUUAGGCAUCUUUCAAGUUUGUCAUUGUAUGAAAGAAAUCAGAUUGUUCUGUCAAAAUUCUUUUACAAACAUUUGGGGGAUGUAUUUUUGCGUACAAAUUGUGUAUAAACUACACUAUUCUGUCUCAAUACUGCCUUGGACUUUAAUUAAAGCAAUUAGAAGAACAAUCAUUAAUUAACUCUUAAAAGUGUAUAGUUAUGAUUAUUGAUAUGAAAAUAGGGUAAUCAUUUAUUUAAAAAAGAAAAUCAAAAGACAUGGGACUUGCAGAGUUUUAGAAUUUUGAAAACUUGUUGUAUCUUAUGCAUGGCGGACAAAUAGUUUCAUUGGUUACUAUCAGUGGUAACCAGAGUGGAGUUGUCUCAGUUGGGUAGAAUCCUUCAAAUGGCCAUAACUUCGUUAUGUUAAAUUACAUCUUUUGAAGCCAUCAGGGAGAUAUUUAUCAUAUUGUAACAUCUGUUAGAAGUAGAGAUCACAGUGAAAAGUUGGAGGUCAGCAAUUCCUUAGACAUUUCAACUGUAGCAAGAUAUAUAAAUAUGUGCAUGAAUUUUCAACAUGCACAUAGCACUAUAGAAGAAUCUAGAUAUAGCUUAUGAGAAAGCAGAUCAGCUUGUAAUCAGUAGGUUGUAAAUAUCUCGAGAAUAUAAGUCAUAUUUCAUUAUUAAAGUGAUCUUUUUUUUUGUUGUAGGAAAAAAAGUUGGUAUAUAUUUACAGUCAUGUUAACUUCAAAUUUUGUUUGAUUGUCUUUUUUGAUGAUGCUAAGUACUUUUAUAUACAGUUAAAUAUAACUUUGUUGUCUUUAUGUGAAGUAUUCAUACAUGCAGAAUUAAAGAAAACAGUUUUGGA